Arabidopsis lyrata subsp. lyrata is the source of this 708-nucleotide messenger RNA. RefSeq names its product probable F-box protein At5g47300. Bases 1 to 708 code for a protein of 235 amino acids. NCBI's taxonomy places the organism in Eukaryota, Viridiplantae, Streptophyta, Magnoliopsida, Brassicales, Brassicaceae. Gene Ontology annotation, molecular function: protein binding. The transcript has 2 exons. The record is from RefSeq and is a predicted model, not a curated record.
AUGUCGGAGCUUCCAUGGGAUAUAGUAGAGGAGAUUCUUUGUCACGUUCCGACCACAUCUCUAAAACGGUUACGAUCUAAUUGCAAAAGAUGGAACCGUUUAUUCAACGAUACAAGAUUCGCACGAAAGCACUUCGAUAAAGCCGUAAGACAGUCUCUAAUUCUCAUGUUGACAGUGGAAUGUAGGUUUUUAUUGAUGAACGUCAAUCUCCAUGGAGUCUCAGCUAGAGAUGUAACAGAUAAAGAAGAGAAACACCUCGGCACAUUCUUAGUCAGUUUUGAUUAUACAAAAGAGAGAUUUGAACGUCUGGGUCUUCCGUGUCACCGUGGAACUGCGGCUGUCUCCGUUGUUAGAGAAGAAAAACUUACCGUGUUAUUACAUGACGCAAAUACAUCAAGGACAGAAAUAUGGGUGACAAAUAAGAUUGAUGGUACCAAAGUGGUGGCGUGGAGCAUGGUCUUAGCAAUGGAUCACCCUGAACUUGUUUUUGGGUUUAGGGUAAGUUUUUUGGUCGACGAGGAGAAGAGAUGCGUUGUGUGUUGGGGUCAGAAACGUAUGGUCAAGGAUGGCAAGAUUCACUACAAAGUCAUGGUACACAUAAUUGAUGAGGAUAAUAAAGUUACAAAAGUGGAUUUUGCACCAUCUACAAUGAGUUCAUAUCGGCCACUUUUGCUCAAUUAUGUUCCAAGUUUGGUUCAAAUCCAGUGA